Dendronephthya gigantea is the source of this 752-nucleotide messenger RNA. RefSeq lists its product as uncharacterized. Bases 34 to 411 code for a protein of 125 amino acids. The record is from RefSeq and is a predicted model, not a curated record. NCBI's taxonomy places the organism in Eukaryota, Metazoa, Cnidaria, Anthozoa, Malacalcyonacea, Nephtheidae. The transcript is spliced from 3 exons.
AACAUAUUAGGAACGUUAUCUCUACUAUAUGAGAUGUUUUGUCCAUCGUGCGGAAACCUAUGUGUUAACAGCAAUGAAAAUUUUUGCAAUUCCUGUGGCUCAGCAUUAAAAGACGGAAAUCUUACAAAGCCCAAGGAAAUGUCAAAUAAUGCAAGUGGUGGCUUAAAAACUUUAACUUUUGAAGAAUUUCUGAAGAGAGGAUCAAGCAGAGAAACUAAAGACCAAGAACAACGUCAACAAACCUUUAACGAAAUGAAAAAAAGAAAAUCAGAUGAAAGAACGAAAUCAUUAAAAAAAAAGAAGGAAGAAAUUGUAAAGAUAAAUAGUGGGUUGGUAGAAUGUGGAGUAGCAAGGCAGCUAAAAGUCAAAAAAGGUUCUCUUCUACCUCUCGAUUUUAAAAAAAGAAAAUGAUUCCAGUUGUAAAGUGAAGAGUUUAGGGAUGGACAAGCAGUUGGCUCAUAAUAAACACCUGAGGGAUUCUGGUGACUUUGAUUGUGUUCUGAUGUACCCAGACUUUGGUCUGGUUAACACUAUUCCAGGAACUUCACAGCCAUUUACAGUUGAGAGAUAUAAGGAAGCAAUUGGAAGGCCUUAUAAUCGAGUCAACUUGUACUUGUGCAAGGUCUCUGACUUAAUUUAAAAGUGAGGAUUAUUUACCUAUAACAAACUGAUUUGCAUGUAAUUAAAGCAUAUACAGUACAGUUCUCCAAUCAUGUAUGUUAACAUCAGUUUUAAAUUUUUUCAACUUUUAA